GCUUGGCGACGGGGGCCGUCCCCUCUCGGCGACAUCCAAUCGCGUUCGGGCGUGGCCCGUGAGUGGCAGGAGCAGCAGCAGAGGCGCCCCCGAAGAAGGAAAGGGCAGGAGGAGAGAGGGAGCGCCGCGGAGGCCAGGUCAGGCCAGGCCGGUUGGGGCGCACCUCCUGUCCGGGCCUCUGAGGUCAGAGCAGAAGAAGUCCUGGAGGGAUGCCGCCCCCUUCGGACAUCGUCAAGGUGGCCGUCGAGUGGCCGGGGGCCAACGCCCAGCUGCUAGAGAUAGACCAGAAGCGGCCUUUGUCCUCCAUCGUCAAGGAAGUCUGUGACGGCUGGUCACUGCCUAACCCAGAGUACUACACCCUUCGCUACGCCGAUGGCCCUCAGCUGUACAUCACAGAGCAGACUCGGGGUGACAUCAAGAACGGGACCAUCCUUCAGCUGGCGGUGUCUCCGUCCAGGGCGGCCUGCCAGUUGCUGGACCGGACGCAGUCGCACAGCAUGGAGUCCCGGCUGGAGGCCAUGAAGGAGCUGGCCAAGCUCUCUGCGGACAUGACCUUUGCCACCGAGUUCAUCAACAUGGAGGGCAUCACGGUGCUGACCCGCCUGGUGGAGAGCGGCACCAAGCUCUUCUCCCACUACAGCGAGAUGCUGGCAUUCACCCUGACGGCCUUCCUGGAGCUCAUGGACCAUGGCAUCGUCUCCUGGGAUAUGGUCUCCAUCUCCUUCAUUAAGCAGAUUGCAGGGUACGUGAGCCAGCCGACGGUGGACGUCUCCAUCCUGCAGCGCUCCUUGGCCAUCCUGGAGAGCGUGGUGCUCAACAGCCAGAGCCUCUACCAGAGGAUCGCCGAGGAGAUCACUGUCGGGCAGCUCAUCGCCCACCUGCAGGUCUCCAACCAGGAGAUCCAGACGUACGCCAUUGCCUUGAUCAAUGCCCUCUUCCUGAAGGCCCCAGAGGACAAGAGGCAGGACAAGCUGCUCCACCCGCUCGACCUGCCCUGCACCGAGAUGGCCAACGCCUUCGCCCAGAAGCACUUGCGCUCCAUCAUCUUGACGCACGUGAUCCGAGGGAACCGGCCCAUCAAGACAGAGAUGGCCCACCAGCUCUACGUGCUCCAAGUCCUGACCUUCAACCUCCUGGAAGAGCGGAUGAUGACGAAGAUGGACCCCAGUGACCAGGCCCAGAGGGACAUCAUCUUUGAGCUGCGGAGGAUCGCCUUUGACGCCGAGUCCGAGAGCAACAGCGCCAUCCCUGGAGGCGGAGCGGAGAAGCGGAAGGCCCUCUACACCAAGGACUACAAGAUGCUGGGCUUCAUGAACCACGUCAACCCAGCGCUGGACUUCACCCAGACCCCGCCGGGGAUGCUGGCCCUGGACAACAUGCUCUACCUGGCCAAGUAUCACCAGGACACCUACAUCCGGAUUGUUCUGGAGAACAGCAGCCGAGAGGACAAGCACGAGUGUCCCUUUGGGCGCAGCGCCAUCGAGCUCACCAGGAUGUUGUGCGAGAUCCUGCAGGUCGGGGAGCUCCCCAACGAGGGCCGGAACGACUACCACCCCAUGUUCUUCACCCACGACCGGGCCUUUGAGGAGCUCUUUGCCAUCUGCAUCCAGCUGGUCAACAAGACCUGGAAGGAGAUGCGGGCCACCGCCGAGGACUUCAACAAGGUGAUGCAGGUGGUGCGUGAGCAGGUGACGCGGGCCCUGCCCUCCAAGCCCAGCUCCCUGGACCAGUUCAAGAGCAAGCUGCGCAGCCUGAGCUACUCGGAGAUCCUGCGCCUGCGCCAGUCGGAGCGGAUGAGCCAGGACGACUUCCAGUCCCCGCCCAUCGUGGAGCUGCGGCAGAAGAUCCAGCCGGAGAUCCUGGAGCUCAUCAAGCAGCAGCGCCUGAACCGCCUCUGCGAAGGGAGCAGCUUCCGCAAGAUCGGCAACCGCAGGAGGCAAGAGCGCUUCUGGUACUGCCGGCUGGCCCUCAACCACAAGGUGCUUCACUACGGGGACCUGGAGGAUCACGCCCAAGGAGAGGUCAACUUUGAGUCUCUGCAGGAGAAGAUCCCUGUUUCAGACAUCAAGGCCAUCCUGACGGGGAAGGACUGUCCCCACAUGAAGGAGAAGGGGGCCCUCAAGCAGAACAAGGAGGCGCUGGAGUUGGCCUUCUCCAUCCUCUACGACCCGGACGAGACCCUGAACUUCAUUGCCCCCAACAAAUACGAGUACUGCAUCUGGGUGGACGGCCUGAACGCGCUGGUGGGGAAGGACAUGGGCAGCGAGCUGACCAAGAGCGACCUGGACACGCUGCUGAGCAUGGAGAUGAAGCUCCGUCUGCUGGACCUGGAGAACAUCCAGAUCCCCGAGGCCCCGCCGCCCGUCCCCAAGGAGCCCAGCAGCUACGACUUUGUCUACCACUACGGAUGAGGCCGGGCGCAGUCGCACGGUUUGGGGGGCCUGCCCUCACUUGCAGCCGGAUUGACCUCUGGCAAGGGACUCCUUCUCUCCCCCCGCCCACCCCCCAAUCGUUUCCCCAGCUUCCUGUUGAGCUGUGCUUGGCCUGCCCUGCCGUGGGGCCGUGGGUGCAAGUGGGGCUGGCAUCGAAGAGCCCUGGCUCGCUUCCCUGGGGACUCGCAUUUUCAGGCUGCCCCAUUGCGGCUGCUGCUGCUGCGGCCAUUCCAGCCCUGUGCGGCCGGUCAGCAAAGGGGUGCAGUGACCGGGCUGGACCUGGAGCACCGCACCCCCCAUUCUCUUUGCAUUAAAGCAUCUUCUUCUUUCUUUCCUCAA
Messenger RNA from Anolis carolinensis (green anole), 2771 nucleotides. It is a transcript of the gene elmo2, whose product is annotated as engulfment and cell motility 2. The record is from RefSeq and is a predicted model, not a curated record. NCBI's taxonomy places the organism in Eukaryota, Metazoa, Chordata, Lepidosauria, Squamata, Anolidae. Gene Ontology annotation, biological process: cell motility; actin filament organization. The transcript is spliced from 22 exons. Bases 210 to 2411 code for a protein of 733 amino acids.